This is a messenger RNA of Lathyrus sativus (Indian pea), 1098 nucleotides long. The record is from the annotation of a GenBank genome assembly. Lineage: Eukaryota; Viridiplantae; Streptophyta; Magnoliopsida; Fabales; Fabaceae.
AUGGCUUCCUCACUUUCUUUGUUAACUCUACUUCUCUUCACUGUUAUUUCUACCGUUAAAUCCUGCCCUCCGUCAGACCGGGCAGCACUCUUAGCCUUCAAAGCUGCCCUGACGGAGCCCAACUUAGGCAUCUUCAACACCUGGUCAGGCUAUGACUGCUGCCGCGGAUGGCACGGCGUCAGCUGCAACCCCACCACCUGGCGUGUUACUGACAUUAACCUCCGCGGAGACUCCGAAGAUCCCAUCUUCCAGAAUGUUACUAACUCCGGCAGCAUGACCGGAAACAUCUCGCCGGAGAUUUGUAAACUUGACGAGCUUACCACCAUCGUUAUCGCCGACUGGAAAUCCAUCUCCGGCGAAAUACCUUCCUGCAUUACCUCUCUUUCUUCACUCCGAAUUCUCGACCUCACCGGAAACCAAAUCUCCGGCUACAUCCCGGGAAAUAUCGGAAAGCUCCAGCGACUCACCGUCUUGAACCUUGCUGAUAAUGCAAUCUCCGGCGAGAUUCCGAUGUCGAUAGUUAGAAUCUCCGCUCUCAUGCACCUUGACCUCAGCAACAACCAAAUCAUCGGCGAGCUACCAGCCGAUUUUGGAAAACUCCGUCGACUCAGUCGCGCGUUGCUGAGUCGAAACCAACUCGUUGGUUCGAUUCCAAAUUCGGUUCUCAAAAUGAACCGGCUCGCAGAUUUGGAUUUAUCUUUAAACAAGAUAACCGGUUCAAUCCCGGUUCGCCUUGGAAAAAUGCGGGUUCUAUCUACACUAAAACUUGAUGGCAACUCUAUGACCGGUAAAAUACCAUCCAGUUUAUUAAGCAACACGGGUAUGGGUAUUGUGAAUUUGAGCCGAAACGGGUUCGAAGGAUCUAUACCCAACGUAUUCGGGUCAAAAUCCUAUUUCAUGGUUCUUGAUUUAUCGUUUAAUAAUUUAACGGGUCGGAUACCGGAUUCGUUUUCAUCCGCCAAGUUUAUGGGUCAUUUGGAUCUUAGCAAUAAUCAUCUUUGUGGAACUAUACCAAUUGGUUCUCCAUUUGAUCAUCUCGAUGCGGCGUCGUUUAAUAACAAUGAUUGUCUAUGUGGAAACCCAUUGAAGACUUGUUAA